UUUAAAUCUCAUUAUAAAUGUGUGGAUUUCAGAUGUCAGAUAUCAUAUUUUGAUCUUCAUUGUCUCUAUAUUAUAGUUCAUUUUCUGCAUGGUUGAAUGGCAAAUUUGAAGUAGUGAUAGAGAUUUGUAAAGAGAAUGUCGUAUUAUGUGUCUAAACAAAAAAACAAAUUAAAAAAUUAAAAGAAAAACAUUUUCUAAGGUUAGAAAACAUAAGAAACAUAUCCUACCGAGAAAAAUUAUGUGGAAAAGCUUGAUUAUAUUGUAAAUAAUAUAAAAAGAAAAAAGUUUAUCCUUCAAAAGUUAUUACUUCUCGUGGAAAUUCACACAAGCCAGCAUGACUACUCCAAUCAGCACUGCCAUGGACAGUUUGAGCGCAGCUCUAAAAUCCAACAUUAUCCCCAAUCAAGAAUAUCUGCUGCAGGGAUCGGUAUUGGAUACAUCCGUAGAGGUAUUAUUGCACAGACUUCGUGGUUUGUGCGACAAUGUAGACACUGGACCAGAACCUUUCUAUGACCAUGAGAUGUGUUUUAGCAUUCGAAGAGGCUCACCGCAGGAACAACCACUGCUAUUGCGAGUGCGACGUGCUCUAGAUCCGAUCCACUCAGACAUGCCAUGGCAAUUGCGAUACAUUGGCCAACCUGAAUUAGGUGAUAAAUCUCGACCAACAGUCGUACGCAGUAGCAUUGAUAUCGCCACUAACAACACUGUGGUAGAGUUUCUCACUGAGCUGGGUUGCAAGUUAGAUUUUGAAUAUGUCACUCGUGGUUAUAUGUUUCGUAAAGGUCGAAUGAAGAUCACUGUAUCGAAGAUCUUCAAGGUAAAUCAAGGUAAAGUACCAGAAGGCGUGCCAGAAAUGAUAUCACAAAGUUACUUGGUGGAAUUGAGUGUCUUAGCUCCCAGUGGACAAGAUGCCAUAGCAGAGGACAUGAGAAUAUUUGCCGAACAACUGCGACCUUUGGUGCAACUAGAAAAGAUAGAUUAUAAAAGAUUGGUCCAUUAGUUGUAGAAUUUUCUAAUAGCCUAUAACAUGAAUAACUAAAAUAUAAUAUAUCAAAAAUUGAUUAAAUAGACUAAUUUAAGUUUGCAAUCAAAUAAGAAAAAAGCAACAAAAAUUCUCAAAAAAUUUUAGGAAGUAGAUGAUUUUAUAUUAAUUGUGUUUCUUCUCCGAUAUAUAUCUCCUAACAUGAAAGAUUUAGUUUAUUUCUUAUAAGUUGUAUAGCAUUAGUUUAAGAUUAAGAUGAUGGCAAGGAUAUCAUUUAAAUAAAUAUCUCUCUAAAAACAAGCAAAGAAUAAAAAAUAUAUAAAAAAAUAGAAUUACAGAUUUAAGUAAAGCUAUAUUAUUAAA
This is a messenger RNA of Cataglyphis hispanica, 1345 nucleotides long. RefSeq names its product mediator of RNA polymerase II transcription subunit 18 (gene MED18). NCBI's taxonomy places the organism in Eukaryota, Metazoa, Arthropoda, Insecta, Hymenoptera, Formicidae. Gene Ontology annotation, cellular component: mediator complex; core mediator complex. Bases 335 to 1000 code for a protein of 221 amino acids. The record is from RefSeq and is a predicted model, not a curated record. The transcript is spliced from 3 exons. Gene Ontology annotation, biological process: regulation of transcription by RNA polymerase II; termination of RNA polymerase II transcription. Gene Ontology annotation, molecular function: transcription coregulator activity.